UAUUUGCCAAAGCGGCAUAAACAACGUCCGGCUUUAAUGGUGGCCCAAUAAAGGCAUAUUGCGUCUCAUGGGUCGUUUCUGUCAUGGGGAGAGCACGGAGGUUGGCGAUGUAACCACAACUCUAUGAGCUCUCCCAAAGAAGCUGGCUGGCACUAUUUUCCUGUCACAGUGGAGCUAUCAACACACAGGAAGUUCAAAGUCCUUUUGGGAGCAAAGUCCGAACAACAAGCAUCAUGCUGUUACUGCAGCUCAGGCUCCACUGGAGGAGAAAACUUGAGAGAGAAGAAGCAGAAGAAAAACGUCCUCUUUCGUGCCCCCCUUUCGGCCCUGUGGGAACCAGCAGGAACGCCCCUGGAUUAAGUCCCCGCCUUUAAACUCAAAUAAGUGGGAAACUUCAAAGGACGUCGGGCGCCGUAGCUCCGCCCCCCCGCGGCUCCACAAAGGUUUUGCCUACGUUCGGGAAUUCCGCCUCCACUUCCUUUUAUAGCGCCACUCGUGCGCUGGCACAGCGCCAAGGCCACGCCCACCGCGGCUACUUUCCCAACACAAAGGACUCCGUGAAACUCACAAGCUCCGCCCCCCUCGCCAAAUAAGGACAGGCGGCCCAUGUAGGGCAAACAAUCGGCGCCAGAUUGCUCUUUCUCUUCCUCAUCCAGUUUAUAUGAUCGGAGCGGCUCGGCGAGGCAGGUCGGAAGCGGUGCGAACAUGGCCGAGCGAGUCCAGCAGCCUCCAGCCAAGCGGCUCUGCUGCCGGCCCGGCUACAACCCGGCGUGCAGACAGGGGCAGCGGGCUGGAGGAGUCCUGUGUGGCGGCGGCUCGGGCUCCGGCUCCGCUCCGGGAGGGUCGGGGCAAAGCGGCAAGGCGCACAACCCGGAGUCGCUGCUCGACAUCGCGGCGCGCAGGGUAGCCGAGAAGUGGCCCUUCCAGCGGGUGGAGGAGCGCUUCGAAAGGAUCCCGGAGCCCGUCCAGCGCCGGAUCGUAUACUGGUCGUUUCCGAGGAGCGAGAAGGAGAUCUGUAUGUACUCGUCUUUCAACGCCGGGGCCGAGGAGAGUGGAACUAGCGGGGACAAUAACGACGAGACCCAGCUGCCUUUCCUGCGAGGUGUCACUCUGCUGGAGGGCGGCUGGGUGGACAACGUACUGCAAGUCGGUUUCCACCUAAGUGGCACAGUAACGGACCCCGCCACUCCUUCCACCCCAGAACUCGUAUGCAGCGUCAGCGUCAGCUUCGACCGCUGCAAGAUCACGGCAGUAACGUGCACGUGCGGCAACAAGGACAUCUUCUACUGCGCUCACGUGGUGGCGCUGUCGCUUUACCGAGUGCGCAAACCCGAGCAGGUCAAACUGCACCUGCCCAUUUCGGAAACCUUGUUCCAGAUGAGCAGGGACCAGCUGCAGAAGUUCGUACAGUAUCUAAUUUCGGUUCACCACACCGAAGUGUUGCCUACCGCGCAGAAACUGGCGGACGAGAUCCUGUCGCAAAACUCUGAGAUCAACCAAGUUCAUGGUGCCCCGGACCCUACUGCAGGCGCCAGCGUGGAUGAUGAGAACUGCUGGCAUUUGGAUGAGGAGCAGGUUCAGGAGCAAGUCAAACUCUUCUUGUCCCAGGGAGGAUACCACGGCUCAGGCAAGCAGCUCAACCUGCUAUUCAGCAAGGUGCGAGAGAUGCUGAAGAUGCGUGACUCCAACGGAGCGAGGAUGUUAACACUUAUCACAGAACAAUUCAUGGCCGACCCUCGGCUGGCGCUGUGGAGACAGCAAGGCACCACCAUGACAGACAAGUACAGACAGCUCUGGGACGAGCUGGGCGCCCUGUGGAUGUGCAUCGUACUGAACCCGCAUUGCAAGGCCGAGCAGAAGAUGUCGUGGCUGCGGCAGCUGCGCCGCUGGAACAGUGUGGACGUGUGCCCUUGGGAGGAUGGAAACCACGGCAACGAGCUGCCCAACCUCACCCACUCGCUGCCUCAGGGUGCCCAUGGCAACCAAGACAUGCGACCCCACAGGACUGUGUUCACGCGGGCCAUCGAGGCCUGUGACCUGCACUGGCAGGACCGGCACCUGCAGCACAUAAUAGCCAGUGACCUCUAUGCCAACUACUGUUACCAUGACAACCAGGAGGGCUCACUCUUCGACUCGCGCGGCUGGCCCUUGUGGCAUGAGCACGUCCCCACAGCCUGCGCCAGGGUGGAUGCGCUGCGUUCCCACGGUUACCCCCGAGAAGCCCUCCGACUGGCCAUCGCCGUGGUGAACACGUUACGGCGGCAACAGCAGCGGCAACUUGAGCACUUCCGCCGACACAAGAAGGAGUUGCUCCACAAGGGCCACACUUCCAUUACCAACAUGGAGGGCUGGGUGGGACACCCCUUGGACCCCAUCGGCACUCUCUUCAGCACCCUGACCGAGUCGGGACGAGGAGGAGAAGAGGGAUCCAACAUCUGCUUGGACCUCUCAGGUAACACUGACCACUGCUCCAGUGUGGUGACUCGAGCGGACCUCCAGCGAAUGCCCGUGCAGAGACUGCUGGGCGAUGGCGAGUCGUACGUGGCGCUGGCGGUCGAGACGGCUCUGAUUGGCCUGGGCCAGCAGCGGGUGAUGCCGGACGGGCUGUACGCUCAGGAGAAGGUGUGUCGCAACGAGGAGCAGCUGUUGGCCAAGCUUCAGGAGGUGGAGCUGGACGACCUGCUGGUGAAGAUCUUCCGCAAGCAAGCCGUUUUUCUGCUGGAAGCCGGUCCGUACUCUGGUCUUGGGGAGAUCGUCCAAAGAGAGAGUGUUCCCAUGCACACCUUCGCCCGCUAUCUCUUCACCUCCCUCCUACCUCAUGACGCUGAACUGGCGUACAAAAUUGCACUGAGAGCCAUGCGGUUGCCCGUGUUGGAGUCGACGGCGUCAUCCGGCGACCUGUCAAGGCCUCACCACAUUGUGUCGGUGGUGCCCAACCGCUACCCGCGCUGGUUCACCCUCAGCCACAUCGAGUCUCAGCAGUGUGAGCUGGCCUCCACCAUGCUCACUGCGGCCAAAGGUGACAGUCGCAGGCUGGAGACGGUGCUGGAGUCCAUUCAGAAAAACAUCCACUCCUCGUCUCACAUCUUCAAACUGGCGCAGGACGCGUUCAAGAUCGCCACUCUGAUGGACAGCCUGCCUGACAUCACGCUGCUAAAAGUCGCCCUGGAGCUCGGACUGCAGGUGAUGAGAAUAACUCUGUCCACGUUAAACUGGAGGCGACGGGAAAUGGUGCGCUGGUUAGUCACAUGUGCCACUGAAGUUGGCGUGUACGCGCUGGACAGCAUCAUGCAGAGCUGGUUCACCCUCUUCACCCCCACUGAGGCCACCAGCAUUGUGGCGACCACGGUCAUGUCCAACAGCACCAUCGUGCGCCUGCACCUGGACUGCCACCAGCAGGAGAACCUGGCCUCGUCGGCCCGCACCCUGGCCCUGCAGUGCGCCAUGAAGGACCCCCAGAACUGCGCGCUGUCGGCCCUCACCCUCUGCGAAAAGGACCACAUUGCCUUCGAGACAGCCUACCAGAUUGUACUGGACGCCGCCGCCACGGGGAUGAGCUACACGCAGCUGUUCACCAUCGCCCGCUACAUGGAGCACCGCGGCUACCCGAUGCGGGCGUACAAGCUGGCGACGCUGGCCAUGGCCCACCUGAACCUCAGCUACAACCAGGACACGCACCCCGCCAUCAACGACGUGCUUUGGGCGUGCGCCCUCAGCCACUCGCUGGGCAAGAACGAGCUGGCCGCCGUCAUCCCCCUGGUGGUGAAAAGCGUCAAGUGCGCCACGGUGCUCUCGGACAUUUUGCGGCGGUGCACGCUGACCACGCCGGGCAUGGUGUCGGCGCUGCACAGCCGCAGGAACUCCGGCAAGCUGAUGUCGCUGGACAAGGCGCCGCUCAGGCAGCUGCUGGACGCCACCAUCGGGGCCUACAUCAACACCACGCACUCGCGCCUCACGCACAUCAGCCCGCGCCACUACAGCGAGUUCAUCGAGUUCCUGGGCAAGGCGCGCGAGACGUUCAUGAUGGCGCACGACGGACACAUCCAGUUCACGCAGUUCAUAGACAACCUGAAACAGAUCUACAAGGGCAAAAAGAAACUAAUGAUGCUGGUCAGGGAGCGCUUCGGCUGAGCUCGCACUCCUACUUUUUUGUUUUUUUUAUCAAGUCUGCCUUUUCAACUUCCUUUGGACUACUCGUAAAAAGAGGACGUAGAAAGAAAAAAAAAAAAACUCAACAAAGCCACACGCGGUAUUAUUGUUCUUGCUGUUGUUAUGGUUACAAACAUUAUUACUAUUAUUAUUAAUAAUAAUAAUAAUAUUACUACUAUGUGUACAGAAGUGUUUUUAUUUUUCACAAGAGAGGAAAUUGGUCACGUUGUGAAUGUUGUGCGUACUUCUCUACACGUGUAUGAAAGGAAAAUUGACUUUUUUUUUGUGAUUGAAACAUCUUUUUCUGUCUGUGUGUGGCUGAAGGCCUCGUAACAAGCAGCGCUCAUGUUCAAAACAACAACAAAACUGCAUCUUUUGAAGAGAAAACUUAAAGGCUUUAAAAACAGAGCAACCUCCCCCGUUUGGCCCUUGGGGUCCCACCAGGGGGCGCCAGACAGCACUGCACAGCUUAGCUAGGCCCCGAAAGCCAUCGUCAGCAAUUUUUUUUUUUUCCCGGACAGCAGCACUUGAACAGCCAUUAAUUAGCUCUUAGAACCAACACACACACACGACAAUGCUCUUCGUAACCACCUGUAAUAAUGUGACGCAUGCAGCUACCUACAGUCAUUACAUCUUAUAGUAUACACUCACUGGACACACUAUUAGGUACACCAGCAAUACAGAUCGGCCUUGACAAAGAUAUAUGCUCAGUUUUGAUUGACAGUCAGAUGUAUUUAUUCAACCUUGUUAGAAGCCAAAAUUCACAAGUGUUUUAGGAUGUCUGAAAGCAUAAUUUGUAUUAUUUGUUAUUACUAACAGAAUUUGGAUGUCCAUGCCUGUCAUCAAACUGUGACAAUGCAUGACAUGAACCCAAAAAACGCCCCCUAGUGGCUGUGAGCAGCAUAGCGGGUGACUGUAUUUUUAAUGUCCUGCAAGUUCAGUAUUUUGGUAACCAAGCAGUGUUUUGGCAAAGAUAUGUAUUAAGUCACAUGCACAUUUGGUGCUUUAACUACAAUUGCGGUCGCUGUUUAUUCAAAUUUUGAAAUAAAAAUAUAGAAGUUAGUACUGUUAAAUGAUAAUUUUUAAAUCAAAUGAAUCCUACUUUUGAUUGCACAGGUUAUUUAACUUAAAAAAGACACACAUGCAGUUGUAUUGUCAGAAUAUCAUCCAGGAACAAUUUAAAAAAAAAAGUUUUCCUUUAAGAAUGUCAUUUAUUUGUUCAAACUUGGUUACUGUUUUAUCUAAAGUCCAGUCGGGGUGCAUUUUGUAGUGAAAUAUGUCAGCCAGCAGACUUUUGCCUUAAUCUGACCACUGAG
Molecule: messenger RNA, 5465 nt
Organism: Nerophis lumbriciformis (worm pipefish)
Lineage: Eukaryota; Metazoa; Chordata; Actinopteri; Syngnathiformes; Syngnathidae
Product: zinc finger SWIM domain-containing protein 6-like
Cellular component (GO): Cul2-RING ubiquitin ligase complex
Molecular function (GO): zinc ion binding
Source: RefSeq, a predicted model, not a curated record